AUGAAAAACUCUAAUCUUAAGGGACCAACAAAUAGCAAGGCAGCUACGUCAACCACAAGGACAGAGAAAGACAACAAACUCGCCUUCCUAGACAACGCAGUUUUAAGAGAACCUGAAGGCCGCCUCACGACCUGCGUAUACAGGAAGCCCACGCACACCGAUCAAUACUUAGCAAACUUACCAAGACCGGAAAAACCGAACAACAUUGGCGAACCCGCCAACGAGUUCAAAGCUACUGCGGUUUUACCUUAUGUCAAAGGUCUGUCCGAACAGCUUCGUCGUUGCCUACAACAACAAGGCGUACGCGCUAUUUUUAAGUCGGAGACUACGCUAAGAUCUCAGUUAGUACGACCAAAAGACGCUGUCGACCCGGCUAAACAAGAUGGUGUAGUUUACAGGAUUCCCUGUGAAUGCAGCAAGGUGUACAUCGGAGAGACUGGAAGACCUUUGCAGGACAGAAUUAAGGAGCACGAUCGAGACAUUCGACUCGCGGUACCGAGACCUCCGCCGUUUCAGAGCAUGCCCACAACACCGGACACAAGCCACUCUGGAACGAAGUAA
Messenger RNA from Pocillopora damicornis (cauliflower coral), 561 nucleotides. RefSeq lists its product as uncharacterized. The record is from RefSeq and is a predicted model, not a curated record. NCBI's taxonomy places the organism in Eukaryota, Metazoa, Cnidaria, Anthozoa, Scleractinia, Pocilloporidae.